Messenger RNA from Penicillium chermesinum, 540 nucleotides. RefSeq lists its product as uncharacterized. Lineage: Eukaryota; Fungi; Ascomycota; Eurotiomycetes; Eurotiales; Aspergillaceae. The coding region runs from base 1 to 540 and encodes 179 amino acids. The transcript is spliced from 3 exons. The record is from RefSeq and is a predicted model, not a curated record.
AUGUACACACACGCUUCGACUGUCUUCAUGAACUCCCGCUCCGAGAGCCGCGACGUCGAUGUGCCGGUGCACGGCCAGCCCCGUCAUGCGACUCCCGUAGAUCCCAGCGGGGAGCCGUGGGCGCUGGUGGUCACGGAAGAAGCCCAGCACGCGGCACUGGAUCAUACCCUUGGCGUCGGCGGCUUCGCAGUAGUCGCCGAUCAGGAUAUCGUUGCAGGAGUCGGCGAUGGCGCGCGCGAGCCCUUCGUCGCAGUUGCCGGCGCCGCAGGCGAUGACGCCGUAGUAUUUCGCAUCGGUGCACAUCUUGAUCUGCUCAGCGGUUGGGUACAGCUGGUGGAACAUGAGUUUAUUCCCGUCCACCCCGGGAUUGGGCUUGCGGUCCGGGGCCUUGAUUUCGGGGAUAAGGUGGAUGGUGUCAUGGCCUUGGCACGUGUCGGUGGAAAACUCGAUCUCGGUGUUGGCUGCGAUCAAUUCGUGCACCGCGGCGGUGAGUUUGUCUGCUGUGAAGAGAUCGCUGGUCCACUCGUCCGGGCGAUCUAG